Saccostrea echinata is the source of this 1244-nucleotide messenger RNA. RefSeq lists its product as uncharacterized. Gene Ontology annotation, cellular component: plasma membrane. The coding region runs from base 73 to 1212 and encodes 379 amino acids. Gene Ontology annotation, molecular function: protein binding. The transcript is spliced from 8 exons. The record is from RefSeq and is a predicted model, not a curated record. Lineage: Eukaryota; Metazoa; Mollusca; Bivalvia; Ostreida; Ostreidae.
AAUAUACAAAGAUCUCGUUAUAUGACAAACUCUUCAUAACAAUUACCAGUAGGAUACAGCGAUGUACGAGCGAUGAGACUCAGUCAUUCUUGUAUGUUUGUUGUCAUUCUGAUAAGCUACAAUCAAGAUGCAUUGACAACUAACCAAAAUGAAAAAUGGGGAGAACUUUGUGGGAAAACAACAAUACUGACACCAAAUCAGUCACUAACAUUUCAAGGAAAAGUUAGUUACGGUGCUCAAAAAUGUAUCACUAGUUUUAAAACAGACGCUGGCUACCUAUUACGACUAAAUAUCCGUUACGUACCUGACUUUCCAGGAUGUAGAAAUUCUUAUUUGCAUAUUGGAAAUGAUGUGUAUCGAACUGACAUUGACUCUCUUACGUCAUAUAAAUUUUGUGAUGUCAUUUGGGAUUUAGAGGUGGUUUCUAGAGGAAACUAUCUAUGGAUUGUAUACAAUAAUUCUGGAAAUGUAACACACAGUAAAGAAAAACCAGUUAUCAGCAUACAAGUUCUUAAAGAAGUGACCUCCUGUCCCGAUGAUUUCUUCCGUUGUUCUCCGGUCCAGUGCAUACCACGUGACCAAAUAUGCGAUAGCAAAAUAGACUGUCAGAACAGGCGGGACGAGUAUUGCUUAGAUAGUCCGUUGAAGAGUGAGUCUUUGCUUGGGAAGCCUGCUUGUUUUGAAUGUGCUGACGGCCGCUGUAUCAAUCCUGUCCUCCCUGUGUAUGAUGAGGAUUUCGAGAAACCAUUAUCAUAUCUCUGUGACGGCUAUAAUCAUUGUUUAGAUGGCACAGAUGAAAGGAAGGAUAUGUGUUACAGAACAAAGAGUAAAGUAUCAGACCUUUUGACAUGUGUUCCCAUGGACACUAGAUAUGGAAUCAACACAACCGUGACAAUGUGGCAGGACCGCGUGUGUGACGGAAUCCCUCAUUGUCUCUACGCCCAAGACGAGGCUUCGUGUCUUCCUGGUGUCACCGUGAAGUUCCGUAUGAACUCGAGUGUCAUCAUUAUUCUAACUUGUGCUGGAACCCUCCUUAUUGCUUGGAUAGCAUGUUUUGCAUACAGAAUACGUAACAAGAGAGAGUCUUCUUCAGACCCAUUCCAGGACCAAAUUACUUCGCGCAGUCGCAUUUAUCAGUCACGUGAUACCCAGAACCCUGCAGAGAUAUGUCGCUUACAGACUGUUUCAGAGGAACCCGAGAAAUGGGAGUAGCUAGAGUGUACCUUCAUACGUUUAUUUUACUA